AUGGCAAAUCCCAUUGAUGAUGCUGACUACGAUGCCGACGGAACCUUUGAGAAUGUACCAAGUCCACUGUCUGAUGCUGGAGAUCCUGAUAACUACUAUGGCAGACGACUUCGGACUAGGUGCGUUCUACAUAGUCCCCCUGACAACGAGACCAAGUUGCGACAACGAGGUCAACCCAUUUAUAUUGAGCAACCUAUAUUGGAGGAAGCAAUACUAGACCACAAGUUGUGUGUGUUGGAUACAUGA
Messenger RNA from Protopolystoma xenopodis, 246 nucleotides. The record is from the annotation of a GenBank genome assembly. NCBI's taxonomy places the organism in Eukaryota, Metazoa, Platyhelminthes, Monogenea, Polystomatidea, Polystomatidae.